This is a messenger RNA of Acaulospora colombiana, 450 nucleotides long. The record is from the annotation of a GenBank genome assembly. NCBI's taxonomy places the organism in Eukaryota, Fungi, Glomeromycota, Glomeromycetes, Diversisporales, Acaulosporaceae.
AUGCCUAUAAUAUUACGACAGAAACCCGAACCUUCCGAUAGUGAAUGGAUUUUUUCAGGCAUCCAACUCCCGAAAAUAGGAUCGACCAAAAAUGGCGAAUAUCGCGGUCUUCUCAUGAGGUUCACGCCAGAAUCUAUCACACUCGACUCCAGUCAAUUCCCUUCGAACCGCAUACUACAAACUGAUGAUAAAAACCUAUUCAUUCUGGCCUCUUUUGAAGCCUUGCGAUUUCCGGAUGUGUACCCUUCUGUCAACGUUGACUACAUCAAGCGAGUCUUGAAAGCCGGUGUUCAUAUCAACGGACGACAUUUUUGGUUCUACGGACACAGCAACAGCCAACUUCGUAGUCGGAGUUGCUUCUUGAGAGAAGCAGCCGAUGAAGAAGUUCUUCACCGUAAGAUCCUUGCAAUGGGAAAUUUCAACUCAAUCAAAAGUCCUGCUAAACGUUAG